UUCUUGCCAUGACAUCCUUCGGAGUUGCUUUUGCAGCUUUGACCUUGUGGCACUCGGGGGUUGCCUCCAGCACUGUUUGCAAGGCUUUGCAGUCGAGUGGCUAUGUUUGUGAUCCAAUGACCCCAAACCAUUGUUUACCUUUGGAUGCUUUGCUCUUCUUUCGCAGUCGCAUGUCGCGUGUUUUGUUGCACCGGAACUUGCCGUACAUGGUCCCGGUAUUCGAGCGAGGUUUCUUCGAGCCAUUCGCCAAUAUCAGUGCCUGGCGGGAAAGUGGUUCCCUGGCAUCUCUACACCAGUCCUCAACACACCUCACUUUAGCCCUGGCCCUGAUUUGUCAAGGGCUCAUCGAAGCGGAAGAACGCAUGUUGCACCCUUCGGGCACCACCCCUGAGCCCAGGGUGUUGGAAGUGGCGGCUGCCCAGCUGUUACCGGCCGUCCUCGCUGGCGCGUGGCUCAGGGUCACCUCCUCUGGAUGGCCCGUCUUCGCACUGCUGAGCCGUUUGGCUCGGUCGAGGCUACGGAGGCCACCAAGCUGCCCAAAAACUGGGGCGACUGGGUGGAGGGAAAUUCUCCGCGUGGGAAAUGCCACGGGGGUGGUGUUGCCCAGCUCCAACUUCUCCAUUCAGCAACUGGCAGAUUUUCGAUCGCUGGAUGAGCGCUUCAUGGAGUAUCCUGACUCCAGCUGUUUGUGGCAAGCUGCGGAUGAAUUGGGAAUCCCAGCUGGCCCUGUUUGUGUGAUGGUUCCUCCCGUAGGAACACAGAGACCUUAUUUGGUAGCCAGAGAUUGCAACGCUUAUUGGCCUCGUUGCGAAAGCUCCAGCUUAGCUCCAGAUGCUCCCACCUUGGGGCCCCAGACGCGUUAUUGGAUGCACCUUCCGGGCCAUCGGGACCUCACAGCUGAUCACAUCCGGGAAGAGCAGCGGCCUUUCUGCACGCACAACAAGGGUCCACAGCUCCUAGUGACAGAAGUGAAGGAGAUCUUGGCCAAGUUGGCGGCUGAACAUAAAGCUGGGCUCCCGAGGCGGCCUCUGAAGCUGGUGGAAGUGGGUAGCCAUUUUGGGGACUGCACUUGAUCGUACUUGCACUGGCACGGCAAUUUUCUUGGCCCCUUCAAGCCGUAUCUUUUGAGCCCGUUCAUGAAGCAGCGGAGGUAUUCAAAAGAUCGCUUCGAUUGAACCGCGCCGGCGCCUCCAUCGCGGUGCGGCCACUGGCUGUGUCGGACGGUCGCCCCACGCUGCGGUGGCUGGUGCCAUCCUUCAGCGGCGCCCAUUCCUCGGUGGUUGACGGCGUGCAAGCCGAGGCGGUGAAGAGAGAAGGAACGGAAUGGCAGAUGCGACAGGUGGCGGCUACAUCUCUCGACUCGGAAUUUGGUGGGUCUCUGGUGGACUUGCUAUUGGUGAGCGUUGCCGGGGAAGAGAUGGAGACGCUCAUGGGAGCAGAGCAGAUGCUGCAAGAGAAACAGGUGAGGACUUUGAUGACCUUCACUUGGAACCAAAGCAGGUUGAAGGAACAUCUCAUUCCACGAGGCUACCGCUUCAUCAAGGAACACCAGUUGGAAAAAAGUAGCUGUCAUGUGAUCAGAGCCAGUUGAAAGGAAAAAUCUGACCGCUGGAUGCGGGAGUUAUAUGGCCUAAGAUGGCUGUGGGUGCCUUGCGGAAUUUCGAAACACAACCGACAUGUAGGGGAUGAUUUGUUGGUACGUUUGCUGUCAGGGGC
This is a messenger RNA of Cladocopium goreaui, 1716 nucleotides long. The record is from the annotation of a GenBank genome assembly. NCBI's taxonomy places the organism in Eukaryota, Dinophyceae, Suessiales, Symbiodiniaceae.